AUGGAACAUGUAGAGUUUCAAGUAAUCAAGACGUCCCAUUAUAACAAUGUCCUUGAUCAGUCUUCAAACACUUACUUGCAUUACCCGAAACCCAAACCUUUUAAUUGGUUUACUAGAAACCCCGUGCGUUUGUUUGUCAUUAUUUCGAUGCAAAGAUCAGGAAGCGGUUGGUUUGAAACCCUAUUGAACAAUCAUAUGAAUAUAAGCUCGAAUGGCGAGAUAUUCGGUCAGAAAAAUAGAAGACAAAAUCUUUCAUCGAUUAUUAAUACCCUCGAUAGGGUUUAUAGUUUGGAUUUGAUUACUCGUUCAUCCAAGAACGGUUGUUCAACAGCGAUCGGAUUCAAAUGGAUGCUUAAUCAGGGUUUGAUGGAACACCGUAAAGAGAUUCUUCAUUACUUUGCUAAGAAGGGCGUUUCUGUCAUUUUCUUCUUGAGAAGAAAUAUGCUAUGUAGAUUGGUUUCUAUCCUUGCCAAUUCAUUUGAUAAACAUGCGAAGCUUCUAAAUGGCAUGCAUGUAUCUCAUGUACACUCGCCCAAAGAGGCUUUGACAUUGUCAAAAUUCAAACCCACAAUCAACGUAAGUUCGUUGAAAUCAGAUUUGGGUGAGAUGGAAUCAACCGCUAUGAAGGCGCUUGAGUACUUCAAUAGUACAAGGCACAUCAUAGUGUAUUAUGAAGAUCUCGUCAAGAACCCUUAUAAACUGAUACAAGUAGAAGACUUUCUGGAUCUACCCCGAAUGGAGUUAAGUAGCCGACAGGUAAAGAUACAUAAUGGACCCUUAUCAGAACAUAUUAAAAACUGGGAGGAUGUCAAGAAAUCUCUUACCGGAACACCAUAUGAGAGAUAUCUUAGAGUUGACUACUGAUUGAUGCAACAUAAAUGUAUCCCGAGGUCGUUGGUUUAUUGAUUUUUGAAGAUUUGUAUGAAUGUGUA
Molecule: messenger RNA, 932 nt
Organism: Lactuca sativa (garden lettuce)
Lineage: Eukaryota; Viridiplantae; Streptophyta; Magnoliopsida; Asterales; Asteraceae
Molecular function (GO): sulfotransferase activity
Source: RefSeq, a predicted model, not a curated record